AUUUUAUUUUUCUAAUUUUUUUUUAUCAAUUUCCUGAUGCUCCAGAAGAAGAAGAAUUACAAAAGAAAUUUAUUGGGAAGCCACAUUUAUUUUUUUAAAAGAGGAUUACAUAAUAUAUAGUUGAACUGACCAAAAGUAAAACCAGAAAGAUGGAUUGCUUUGAAAUUAUUUUCAAUGAGGUGAGAGUGGGAAGUUGGAGUUAUUCUUGUUGCUCUCAGGGUCCCAAGGAAUCAGCCUUUUCAAUGUGUGCCAAUUGUGUGAGGAUGAGGCCUUUAUCAUAUAUAUCUAAUACCUCAUUCUAAAGAUUAUAAUGUUUUUUGUAGUAUUAUUUGAGGAUUAUAUAUUCUGAAAAAAAGGAUCACGGACAUGCCAAUCUCAUAUCUUUUUAUUGUAUAAUAAGAAAUUUAAGAGGACAAGACAGAAGAAGAGUGAGUUUGGUUAUGGAUUUUGACUCCAAAGUUGGAAAAGGCUGCAAUGUUUGACGGAGCUUUUUAUAUUUUAUCAGAGGGAAUGGAGCUAUAACUCUGACUUACUGCUCCUUUGUCCACGUGGCUGCUUCUUCACCUCAAACACCAUAAACUUUUGGAAUUGUGGUGCUUCAUGUAACUGUUGCAUCAGAGAUCAUUGCAGAUUUGCAGGCGGCUUACACUGUUACUGACCUUACUGUUACUGACCUUUCUUCUUUUUCUCUACUCUGUUUUUCUCCCUCUCUCUCUCUCUCUCUCUCUCUCUCUCUUUCCUCUGUUGGUUUGGGUUGAUUCGUAUUUUGAUUGUAGACUAGCUGUAUCUGAUAAUAAGGGAAGAGGAUGGCUGGUGAUGAUGGAAAGCACCUUUCAUGAAUUUUGAGGGGUAUGAGGUAUGUGGGUCUCCGUGAAUCAUGUUUUUCUUCAGUGGGUAUGGAUUAUUUUCGAAGUGUUCUAUGAUCUUCUUGCUCUUAUCAUGGGUUACUUCGGAAACUUGAAUGAAAAUGGUGUUAGUUUACAAUAUUACCCUAAUUGCUGAAUGAUAGUUUUACUGGAUUCUUGUGGGGUUUUUCUAUUUUUCUUUUUUCUUUUAUUAAUUGUGUUGCAAUUUGUGGUUUGGUACAUGAGAGUGGCUUUUGCUUUGUGUGAACUGCAAAUUGUACAGGAACAUAUUAGGGAUUUUCUUUCUUUCUUUUUUUUGGGAAUAGUUUUCUAGGAUGAUUAAGUAUGAAUUCAUUGAGAACAUCUCUACCAGAAACCAUGUGAGGGAAUAACUCAUUCUAGAAUUGGUUGCUAUCAGGAAAUCAUGGACUUGGUGCUAAUUUUGUUUAGAAGUCAUGUUCUGUUUUUUGCCUCUUAUAUAUAAUAUAUGAGUGCAUAUUUUGAUUAGCUAAUCCUAGGUUGAUAAAUCUAAGAAAAUUUGUGGAUAUUUAUCAUAAAUUCAAGGUUUAGAUAUGGCAGUAUGGCAGGUAAGCUCCUCAUAUUGUUUACAGGAGUUAUGUGGAAGAGUUAAGAGUUUUAAUCAACCUUUUCAAAUGCAUAGAAAUCCGGUAUCCAGUUGCUGUGUGUGGUAUAGCAUAUUGAAGGAGCUUGUUGUUUUCAAUAGAAUCUGGUCUUUUGAUUUGUGAAUAUUUUAUGACUGAAGUAGUGAGAGAGUUCCUUGUAUUUGUGGAUUCAGUUGCUUUCCAGUGUAACUUUAAAGUUCUAUAUUGCAUAAAGAAUAAAAAGAAAAUUUAAAAAAAUACUGGGUCCAGCCAAAAACAUUAGUUAUUUUUUAAGUAGUCUUGCAAGUAAUUUGUGUAUUGCAUUUAUAAUGUGGUGAGAAUCAAAAGGAAACAAAAGGUCCACCAAAUGGGAAUUUUAAAACGUGGGAGAAAAAUUAUGGGUUUAACAUGCAAAUUUCUAUGGCUGAAAAAAAAUCCUGAGUUGAUUGUAGUGUGCGUAUAAUGAUUAAGCAUGAUGGAUUAAGUGUUUCAAAUGUACCAUAUUGAUGCCAGCAUCUUGCGCAGAUGGUGCCUUAAAUUCCUGGGUACCGGGUAAUGCUAGCUGAUAGGAUUGUUGAGUUCAUCUAUUCAUAGUAGCCCGUGUGGCUGGUUUUAAAGAGGGAAAUAGAUUAUAUCAGUUUUUUGGUUGCAAAUGACCAUUUAUUUGUCUAUUUAUUUUAUUCUUUUCUUAACUUUUUCCCCUUAUAAUCCAUUUUCACAGACUGUUUUUGGACCUUGUUCAGUCUUUAUUUAACAAAAUUCCAAUUGAUUUCGUGUUGUAAAUGUGCAGUUUCCUCAGCAUAUACAAUUAGUUACUCAAAAUUUUUGGCAGCCUGGCCUAGGACUGGCAUAAUAUUCAGAACCAUCCAAAUGCUUAUUUGUAUUGCUUUUAAGAUUAUUUUGUGUCUCUGUGGUUGUCAUUGUUUCUGACUGUUUGCGAGGGGAGGAGGCAUCCUCUUUUUCUCUUUUUUAUUUUAUUUCAUUUCAUUUUUAUUUUUAUUGUUUUGCAUUUAUAAUUUAAAUCAGAAACAAAAAAUUGAUUUCAUGUCUCCCUUUUUGUUGACAUUUAAAUCUUCCUAAGAACAUGGCUAUAGGCAUCAGAAAUUACCUUUACUUUUCCUUGGUUUAUGUUUCAAAUUCAUUUCUUGUUCUUCCUGAAAAGUUAAUCCUUCCUCACACCAUAUAUCAAGUUGUGAACAUUUCCCUUUCUUGGUGUCUUUUAUUAUUUGAACAAUAUGAUUAGGUUCAGUACACAUGUAUGUGCAUGGUGUGCACAUAUUUAUACAUGUGCAUCUAUUUAUGGAAUACCUAAGGACAAUGGCUUUGAAUAAAGACUUAUGAGAAGGUAUCACAAUAGAUAAAGUGGAAUGGUCAAAAGGUGGAGCAAUAAUAUUGGUAAGCAAUUUAAUAAUGCUAACACAAGCCAUUAUGCUCUUUGUUGUCAUUAAUAUAAUUAUAUAUAUAUAUAUAUAUAUAUAUGAACCUUUGACCUUAAAACUCACUUUUCUUUUAUAAUGCGAUGACAAAGGAACAAUGCACUCUCAACUUUGAUAUGACUGCUGAAUCAAUUAUUUUUUCUUUCAGUAUGGAAGUUGAAUAGUUUCCACUGCUUUACAACUUUUGACAUUGACUAGGAUGUAAAUCUGAAUAAGUAACCCUUUGAACCUAGCAGUUGGGGAUAGACAUGAUCAAUGAUAAUAAAAUGCAGAAUUCAUUUAGAUUUUUACCAUUUAUUAGGUAUGGUUUACAUAUGCAUCAACUAAGAAGAGAGCUAGUAGCUGAUGAAGCAGUUGAUUUAGUGGGUUCUAGCUAGGUGGUAUCAGCAGAACGAAAAAAAAAGAGGUAUUUAAUAUGUUUCAUAUACCUGCUCUUGGAAAAAAUUUUAAAUGUUAAUGCAGAGUGACUUAAGGUAUAAGUACUACAAGAGCCACUUCGGUAUUCAACAAUCAUUUCACUUGAUUGGUGUUACUUCUGUAUGUUUUUGGAAAUAAUUUUAAUUCUCACAUGGCUUUAAAAUUUGCACCCCAUAUUUAUGCAACUUAUGUGCCAAUUGAUGAAAUUAGUUUGGUUAUGUUUGUUCAAGACAAGGUUGGCAUGUUUAGGAUUGUCCUGGACUCGGAUAAUAUUUCAGGGCUGCCUAUUGAAGAGAUUAUCCAGCCAAAGAUGAAUGCAGACAAUGACAACAAGGAACAGUUGUUUGAUUUAGGACUUGCUCUGGGUUAUUCUAGUCAGUGCAUUGGGAAAGCAUUGAACAAUGAUUCAGGUGCAGGUGCAAAUGCAGGUUCAAGGGUAGACAUGACACUUGUAGCCACUGAUCCCCUGUCUGAACUAGUUUGGUCUCCUCAUAAAGGUUUGAGUCUCAAGUGUGCUGAAAACAGUACGGAUGAGAAGAGGCCCUCUCUUUUAUGGGGUGUAGGACCGAGCAAUAUGAUUCAUUCACCACCACAAGGCAUUUCAGCCAGGAAAACUAUUUCUGAUGAGCCUAUGGGUGAGGGGAAUUUGGUUACCUCACAAGCAACACUUCAUGUGAAGAAUGAAAUGGGUGAAACAGAUAUUUUGACCUGUUCUCCUAGGAGCAAUGCUGGCAUCAUGACAGUACAUGGAUCAAGUCAUGAGCCCAAUGCAGGUACUAGAGAUAACAAUGACAAAAUGAUGGUGGCAGUGAAAGUAUCUGCCCUAGAUGUUAAUCAAGAGCGGGAUCAAGGAGACAAUGAAGAAAAAGGCAUAUAUGUUCCUGUACAUAUUCCAAUGGAUGUUACUUCUGAGGCCAGAGGGAAAAAGGUUUCAGGUUUCUCAGGUAUGGAACUUGGAUGUAUGGCGGACUCUCUAUCAUUCAAAAUGAAUGAAACUGAACCUGAUAUGGCACAAAUUGAACCCUUGCCUAUGCAGCUCAAGAAAAUGAUAAGCUCUAAUCCCAAUGGUGGAAUUGGAGAUGAUGGUAGCGGUAAUCAAACAUUGGGAAUGGAAGUUGUUUUGACUACUGAAGUUCCUCUGGUGAAACGGUGUAAAACUCCUGAUACUCCAGUGCUGAAUUCAACAUCUCCAUUCAGAAGAGAUGAGGGUUUAGCUUUAGCUAUUGAAGAAGAGAGCAAUAAUGAAAUGAAGACACCUGGUUCUACUAGUACCCCUCUUGAGAAACUAGAGUCAGCUGCUGAAAAUGAUUUACGAACUCAGACUGGUGAAAAUGCUUGUGGUGCAGUGAGUAAGAUAAUGGCAUCAUCAUCUGACCAUGAUGUUAAAAUCAUCUCUCAGCAAGAUGAAGGGUUGCGUCCUAAGGCCAAGGCUCUUCCUGUUAAUAAUUCUCCAAAUAAGAGUGGAAUGUAUAGGCAUCGAACGAAAGGAAAAGGAAAAGCUUUAUCUGAUGGUGAUCGUAGUGGAAGAAAGUCAAACAAAGAGGAUGACAGUGAUGAGAGUGUUGAAAGUUGUAAUAGUGCUGCUUUAUUUUCAACAGGAAAAAAACGGUGGGGCUAUGAACAACAGUUGAUAACUGGCAGUAAAAGAAUCCGAAAACAAAUUAAUGGAAGUCCUGGCUCCACAUCCUUUGUCAGACAAGACAGCUCUUUUAUGAGCUGGAUAUCAAACAUGAUGAAAGGGCUAUCCAAAUCUAAUCAAGACGAGACACCUUCUCUCGCUCUAACCCUUGCACGUCCUAAUCAUGAUAAUUAUGAUCAGAAGCUUGUAACAUGUAACAAAAACCAAGACCCUGGGUGCAGAAAUAUAGGUUUCCAAUCUAUUUUUCAGUCCCUAUAUUGUCCAACCACAAAGGUACAGGAAUCAAGAACCUUGAAUGCUGAUAACCAAACAGGGGAAGGAUCCAAAGAAUUUUGUCUGGCUAACAAGCUAUGUGAUGUCAAUAUUACUCCAAUAGCUUGUCAUGGGGAGAAUAAAAGCUUCAAAAAUGCACUCCUAUCAAAUGAGAAGUUUAACCAAUCCACAUUUGGAAACAGAGCAGGCCCUUCGACCCAGCCUAAAGUUCUGUCAGCCAAAUUUGCUGUCAGUCAAGAGAACUACAAGACCAGCUCUGUUGAGAAUAGAAGUGCAUCCAAUCCAGUGUGCAGUACAAAGAAAGAUGGAGUGAGCUCCUCCAGUUCCUCUCUGGGUAAACGAAAGGCCAACAGUGCUGAGAAUAAUGACUCUGAUCCACCAUCUGAAGGAAAGACAAUUCAUAAUUUUGGUUAUAAAAGUGAUCUUCUGGGAAGCCUGUGGGUAACUCGGUUUUCUCCUAAAACUUCAAGCCCCACUUGUAAAGUAGACCACUGCAACCAGAAUACAGGUGGAGCUACUGAAUUGUCCACUGAUUGCAUGGGGCUUAUUCCUUAUUCUCAGAAUCGUUUUGAUUCUUGUAAGGGCCUGAAAAUUUUAGGGACCAGGGAGUAUUGCACUGAAGAACCAUUGACUAUUGUUGGUGCAGAAUUACAGAAUUGUUCUGGAGGUACUGAGGUGUCCUUUGGGUUCAAAAAAAAUAAUGCUCAUAACAAUCAGAAUUCCAUAUAUAAACUGAACCCUAUUUCACCUUCGCAAAGAUUCAAAAGUUCAGAGGCAAUGGCUUCCCUCUUUGCUAGGAGAUUGGAUGCCCUCAAAAACAUUAUAACAUUGAAUCAAACAGAUACCGAAGCUCGGGCAACUCCAACCUGUUUCUUUUGUGGCAUAAGAGGUCACAGUAUACAUGACUGCUCAGAAAUAAAGGAAACCGAGCUGGAGGAUCUUCUAAGAAAUAACAAUUUAUAUCCUGGGGCAGAAGAACCACCCUGUUUUUGCAUUAGAUGUUUUCAGCUCAAUCAUUGGGCUGUUGCAUGUCCCAGUGUCUUGAAAAGGCAAAAUCAAUCAGAAUGUGGUGCUUCUUUGGUUAACCGAUGUAGUUCUGGUAUGAUGCUGCAUGAUACUGGAGACAAAAGAAAUGGGAAGCUGCUGGGAAGUAAGGAAAAUCCACCCCAAGUUGCUGCUGCAUUUGGAGUUUGCAGUGGGAGAAAGCCUACAAUGCAAAUUGGCUGUAGUUUGAACAAGAAGGGGAAUGGAAAUAUGACCGCUGUCAAAUUGUUUUCGAAUUCAAAUCUGGUACAAAAAUAUACCGCUUCAAGUUCUGGGGAAAUUGAGUCAAAAGAAAGUCAGAUAAUUCCUUUGUGCAAUUUUGUCAAUCCACAGAUUUCAGAUGUACCAAAAGGAAUCUUUGAUGCAAUAAAGAGGCUUCGUUUGUCUCGCGGGGAUAUACUCAAAUGGAUGAAUUCCGUUUUCCCAUUCUCACAUCUCAAUGGUUUUUUCCUGCGCUUGCGGCUUGGGAAGUGGGAAGAAGGGCUAGGGGGAACAGGCUAUUAUGUGGCUUGUAUAUCUGGGGCACAAAAAGAAAGACCUUCACAAAGUUCCAAAAAUCCAAUCGCUGUGAACAUCGGGGGUGUCAAGUGCUUGGUCCAAAGUCAAUACAUCUCUAAUCAUGAUUUCCUUGAGGAUGAGCUUAUGGCGUGGUGGGGCGCAACCACCAGAGCUGGUGGCAAGAUUCCAUCUGAAGAAGAUCUGAAAGUGAAACUUGAAGAGAGAAAGAAGUUUGGCUUUUAGGCAUUUGGGAUGGGUGUCCCCAAUUUCUGCUGGCAUAAACCAUUUAAAAAUAUAAAGAAAAUAACAUCUGUGAAUAGAAUUUUUGAAGUUAUCUAAUUUGCUUGUAUAGUUCAGUGAUAUUCAAGAAUUUAGAAAAUCAUUUCCAAUAUAGCAACAAUUUUUUUUUUCUUUUUUGAAAAAAAAAAAAAAUUGAUUAUAGGGGUGUAUUGGUUUUCCACGAAUUGGUUGAAUUUGAGAUUGGAAUAUUGCUUGUUGUGUGUCCUUUAGAUAUUGGAUUGAAGAAAUUGACUUGAGGAGUUGUUUUGUUUGGUAAA
This is a messenger RNA of Vitis vinifera (wine grape), 7311 nucleotides long. RefSeq lists its product as uncharacterized. Gene Ontology annotation, molecular function: DNA binding; zinc ion binding. Bases 3452 to 6997 code for a protein of 1181 amino acids. The record is from RefSeq and is a predicted model, not a curated record. NCBI's taxonomy places the organism in Eukaryota, Viridiplantae, Streptophyta, Magnoliopsida, Vitales, Vitaceae. The transcript is spliced from 6 exons.